AUGGCAACGAAAUCGGAACAUCGAACAACAACUGAAAGUACCUCAAAAGGAGUUAAUGGUGCAGCUGACGUGCAUACUUUAGUGGCAGAAACAUUAAAUGGUUUUGAGGAGAAUGGGCUAUGUCAUGAGUCAACGUCAUCAAACAUCGAACAAAGUGGAAUCGCUGAAACAGCAAUCUCAAAGUCUUCAGUAGCUGUCGGAAAUGUGUCACCAUCAUCUUUACGUCGUAGCACACGUGCAUGCGCUUUAAAAGCUGCCGAACGUAUUAAACUGAAAGAAACGUUGACGCCGGUGAUCGAUGGUAUGACAUCACAUGGUGGUAUAGCUUGCAUUUCGGGACCAGAAAAUGAUGAUAGUGACGAACCGUUAUUUAAGAAAAAACGUUAUGCGGAAGGUCAGAAGUUAGAUCAGACAGAUUGCAAAUUUGGAAUUAAAAUGGAAGACGAUGAAGUACUGUUGAUGAGUGACGAGUCCGAAUUAUCAAGUUUGAAUGAAUUGGAGUUCGAGCAAGUCAGAAAAGUUUAUGACCGAACCGUGAAUCGGGAACAAACUGAUGAACAAAAGAAGGAGCGGGAGAUUAUGGUUAAAAAUAUUGAAGCUGAACUAAGGAAGGACGAGGCAAAACUAUUGAUGCUAAAAAAAUUGCAAAUAAGCCAACAGCAUUCUGUUAAACAGAUUCAAGAAGCCAAUGUGCGUAAACUAACAGCCAAUGUUGCACAGAACGGUAGUGGUCAUGCUUACAAGCCACCUGUUGCUGCUAUUCAGACUCGGCCUGUGUCGAAUAGUCAAGUAAAAGCAUCAACUUCAAAUACAUCUUCGCGUCCCUCUAUUGCUGUAACUUCGGCAGCUGCAGCAGCUGCUGCGUUGAUGAAUGCGAAUCUGACACCACAACAACAACAAAUGUUGCAUAACGCUGCUAAAAGUGGCUUUAUUAAUCCUGCUACUGCUCAAGCAUUGCUGCAACAGGCCCAGCAGCAUGUUCAGUCCAAUAACGGUCGUUUAACUCAGCACGCCGCAGCUUUGGCUACUGCAGCUCUUCUUUCUCAGCAUCAGCAACAGCAUCAAUCUCGGAACAAUGCGGCAGCUAUAUUAGCUGCCAAAGAAACCGCUGCUCAACGCGCUACAGCAGCCAGAGCUGCUCUACGACGACAGCUGGAACAGCAUUUAUUACAAAUUCCAUCACCACGCUCUGCACCACUUGAUAUGCAUUUUAUUCCAAACGCAAAUCAGCCGGACUUUUUAGUAUAUUUGGGUCUUGAUAUUGCUGUACAAAGGUUGCUGAAGGAUAAGACUGCUUUCAAACGUGUUGCUGUUGGGCCUUAUGUAUGUGAAGAAUGCGGUACUGAUUUCACUCCAGUUUGGCGUGCUAUUGGAGCAGAUGAUAAUUCAUUAAAUCUUUAUUGUGAUGCAUGUGUUAAAUCAGCGCAAAAGAAGAAGUUACGACAAGAACAUGCAGCUUUGCUCAGAAAAGUUUUUAAUAAAAUUACAGAGAAAGAACAGGAACUGGAAAAACAGAUCGCUGAAGGCAAAUUUGAAACAGUAGGACCUUCUUCAUCGACACCCCGUUCUUCAACUCCAGCCACGCCACCACUCUGCCCAUCUACUCUGAAGACAACACCUUCGUCAUCUGCUGCUUCAUUCAGUACACCAAAAGCUUCUACUUCUUCUACUGGUCAUCAGCAUCAUCACGCUAAGUUAGGCUCCCAUAAAAGAUCUGCUGCAACUAGUAGUAACACCAGUACGGUUGGACAAAGUGCAUCCCAAACCGCAGCGGCAGCAGCAGCUGCACUUGCUGCCGCUGCAGGUGCAACUGGUGCAACCAGUUUUCUCCAGCAACAGAUGGCUGCUGCUGUAGCAUUACGGCAAACUAAUCCGAUGCUUGCAGCUAUGAUGGCUAAUCCUUUGCUCAAUGCUCCGAGUAUGUUGCAGCUACAGUGGAAUCCAUUAGUGCAGCAGCGUUUACCUAAUUUGGCGAUGGCAGCACUUGCUCAAGCGGUUCAAAAUGCCCAACAAAACAGUGGAUCUGGAAAUAUUGCAGCAAAUGCAGCUGCAGCUAAUCCCUUGGCAGCUUUGGCAGCUUCAAUGAAUCCGGCUGCUGCUGCUGCUAUGUUUAGCAGUAAUCCACAGAUGGUUCGACAAUUGCAACAGGCACAACAAGCGAUGCAAAGGAAUUUUCUGUUAGAAUAUGCAAAAAGUCAGUCCAAGAAAUAG
Thelazia callipaeda (thelaziosis nematode) is the source of this 2211-nucleotide messenger RNA. NCBI's taxonomy places the organism in Eukaryota, Metazoa, Nematoda, Chromadorea, Rhabditida, Thelaziidae. The record is from the annotation of a GenBank genome assembly.